Molecule: messenger RNA, 1626 nt
Organism: Hemisphaericaspora subhashii
Lineage: Eukaryota; Fungi; Ascomycota; Pichiomycetes; Serinales; Debaryomycetaceae
Gene: ECM25
Product: Ecm25p
Exons: 1
Coding region: 1-1626 (541 amino acids)
Biological process (GO): small GTPase-mediated signal transduction
Cellular component (GO): cytoplasm
Molecular function (GO): GTPase activator activity
Source: RefSeq, a predicted model, not a curated record
AUGGAUAGAAUAUUUUAUAGAGCAUGCUCCUUUAGAGAUCCAAUAACAAACUAUCCGAUCUAUAUAUUCGACACCUCAUACUUACCAUCUCCGGAUACUAUAGACUAUGACGAUUUUAUCCCGGUGUUAAUGUCUCAUGUACCUACUAGACCAUAUGUGUGUAUAAUGUUUAGUUGCGGACUUAAUAAGAUUAGUUGGGUAUGGGGAAUUAAAUUUCUUAAAGCCUUCUUAGAUAAUGCUCAUAAUUUGAAUAACUUGAUUAAGAUCUUCCCGGUUCAUGAUAGCUGGUUUGUUAAAUCUAUAACUCAAAUUGUUCAUAAUUAUAAUUCCACCAAGAAGAACCUUGAUCAGAUUACUCGAUUGUUGGAUACAUUUUCCUUGGUAAACUCCAAAGAUGAAAGAAACACUCAUGUCAUAUAUUGUAAGAACUUAAGUGAACUAAGCCAUUAUUUAGAUAUUACCAGGUUGAAGAUUUCAUUGAGUGUUUAUAAACAUGAUUUAUUGUUAGAACCAAGUAUUCAAUUAUCAAUGAGGGUAAUACCAAUUAUAAAUCCACUCAUUAGGAUAGACAAAGAAACUCAUGAAGUAUUCCACCAUCAUCUUUACCAAAUCUUCAACAUCAUCCACCAAAAUGGUGACAAAGUUGAAUUAAUAUUUCAUAAACCAGGGAAUAAGGCUGCCACGGAAAUUCUAUAUCAAUGUAUACUAAGGAAUCAGUUAAUUUCCAUAAAUGAUUGGGACUUAUAUUGCAUCUCGACUGCUUUCAAAAAGAUAUUGAUGGAAUUACCGUUUCCUUUAAUACCAUUAGAGAGCAUUCAAUUACCCAUACGCGAUGACUACGAAUACACAUUAUGUGUACUUCAGAUGAUCAUAGUUCAUUUGCAGUCAAACCACGAAACCAAGAAUUAUGAUCAACUUCUCCUACAGUUAAUUGAUACUUUCCAUCAUUUUAUUUUGAAUAAUGAAAUAACCAAACAUACUUCAACUACAAUUUCCAGAUGUCUCUCACACUGUCUCAGUCAUGAACCAAUAUCCAACACAAAUAAGGAUCACAUAUUGAUAGUAAGUAGAUUCACGAAGAAUACAUUGGAGCAUUGGGAAAGUCUAAAGCCAAGAUUUACAUUUUGCAGUAUAAAUGAAUCCAUAGAGGGAGCACCAAUAGACCUUCGUUCACACCAGGAAAAAGAAUAUGAUACAUCCUACAGUAUGAACUAUGAUAUUUCUUUACAGAAAAACGAAGUUGAUAGAGUGAACAGCAACACUGCCAGUAUAUUGCCGUCGUCUAGAGAUACAAGCCCAGCGAACACUCUAGUGGACAAUUCUUCAAGUCUGACAUCCUCCACAUCAUCUGUCAGGACCCUAGUCCGGUCAAGCGAGACUUUAGCAGACACGAAGCUACAAACAGCCCAAACUAACAAUGUUCAAUUACAAUUUCCGCCACAAAAGUACAAGUUCUUACCACCCGUCAAGCAGGUCCAGGUCCAAAGGAAAGAGACAGAGCCGAAGGCAAAGAAACUACCACCAAUUCCAAUAAAGAAGCCGGUAAUCCGGGGAAGGAAAGUAAGCGAACUCGCAAAGCUAUUUGAAGAAAGAAGUCAAGCUAUAGAGAUCUUAAAUGGGAUGUAA